AUGGCGACAGGCCAGCAUCGGCCGUGCUCACGAUCGAGACCCCUACCCCAAGCAGUCGAGGCGGAGGCGGAGGGGUUAGCGGCAGCGGCUGGACGUCCCCGCCUAGCGGUUACAUCCAAAGCGGAGAAGGGGGACAAGAAAGGCGCCGAUCAGCUGGACAAGAAAGGCCCCGAUCAGCUGGAAGCGACAAGAGCUGCCCAGAAACGACGGCUCCGGCCGCUAGACACCGACAGAACCGCGAUCGUAGCGGCACCGGUGCCGCCGACGGCUUCCUCCGGAUUCGGGCGACGGCCAACGCGCCGCUCACAUCUCCGGACGAAGACAGCCCCCGUGUUUUCGACUUCGGAGGCGGGCACCGAGGAGCGAGGGGAUAUCAGUACCGCCGCCGAAGCCGUCGUGAAUUCGAACGGGAGGUCUUCUCCCCCACCGCCGUCACCGGCCUCGUCGCGGGCUCGCAGCAUGACGAGCCCUCCCGGAGGAAGCUUCAACAUCGCCUGGUGGAACGGCAGUACCGAUGCCGUCACACCGGCGAAUUCCACACAGGGCGAGAAGCGCUUCAUGAACAAGCUGGCAAAGGCGAUCAAGAGCUCCCCCUCUGGUAGCUAG
Molecule: messenger RNA, 606 nt
Organism: Ectocarpus siliculosus
Lineage: Eukaryota; Phaeophyceae; Ectocarpales; Ectocarpaceae
Source: the annotation of a GenBank genome assembly